This is a messenger RNA of Hydractinia symbiolongicarpus, 2423 nucleotides long. RefSeq names its product centrosomal protein of 78 kDa-like. Lineage: Eukaryota; Metazoa; Cnidaria; Hydrozoa; Anthoathecata; Hydractiniidae. The transcript has 14 exons. Gene Ontology annotation, cellular component: centrosome. The record is from RefSeq and is a predicted model, not a curated record. Bases 201 to 2171 code for a protein of 656 amino acids.
GCUUUUUUAGGGGAAAAUGUCAUUUAGUGCGAUAAAAGUGUCUGCUUUAUAAAGUGUCCGCCUUAUAACUAUGUAGAGGUGUCCAUUCCACUGUAUAUUUCGUCCUUCCGCCGUUGCAAAACGGGAAGAUCCCAGGGAACGAAAGUGGGAACAGCGACGUCAAAAUCGGAUUUAAUCCGAAAUAAGUUUAAACAACAAACAUGCCAACAUGGCGGAAGAGAAGUGACAAGUUGCCAAUGUGCUUAGUUUGCAAACAAAUAAUGAAUGGAACAGCAAGAACUCCAAAAUCAAAACACCAUUUUGAAACGGAAUACAACCGUCUAUGCUUGAUACAGAAUACUUGUCCAUUAUCUUACAUCAAAGCAAAUUUAAAAGAUAAUUUUUUGGACUUUAAUGCUGAUAGAGUUGAUGUUACAGAAUGGGAUCCUAUAUUAGGUGGCGUCAAAAGCGAUAAUUCCUUACGUUACAUUGCUGUGAGAAGUUUAUGGCAACCAUCUGAUGUAGAUAAGGGCAAAAAAGAAACUUCUGGUAAAAAGAAGAUUCCAGCUAUUCGUUUCAAAGAUAUGACAUUGAAACUUGCUAGGUCUUUAAAGGACUGUUUAUCAACUAGUACUUGCAUAGAAUGUCUCAUCCUUCAGAACUUACCAUUUCAUGAACAAGAUGUUGUUCAUCUAGCAAAGGGCAUCAAUGUUGCAUUGAGUUUGAAGUAUCUAUCAUUUGAACAUUCAAGGCUCGGGGAUAAAUUUUUUAAAGUUUUAUGUCCUGCUAUGAGAAAGUCAACAACGUUGAUUUCUGUAAAUUUCACUGGAUGUGGCUUAAGUUGGAAGUCGAUGGAAGAGAUUGCUGAGAUAAUAAAAUAUCAAGCAACACGACGACAUGGCGAGGCGUGGAAAGAUAGUCUGCGUUAUAGAAGACCAGACUUAGAUCAAAUGGAAGGACUUCGCCGCAUAACAUUAUGUGAAAACAAUAUUGGAGACUAUGGAGCACGAAUUCUUGCUGAUGCUUUAAAAGAUGACCUCUGGUUAAAAGCACUUGAUCUGCAGCAUUGUGGUAUCUCCACGGAUGGUGCUUCCAUUUUGAAAGAUUCGCUUACUUUUAACAAAGCUAUGCUGGUUUUAGAUGUUAGAAGAAACCCCCAUAUAGAUUAUGAACUCCUCCGGUCCAUCAUCGAGCAAGUCAUGAUCAACGCAGGAGGAGAACACCCUGAGUAUCCUUGGCAGUCGGGUAAAGACAAAGAAGAGAAAAGUAGACCAACUCAGAGGAGACCACGUUUUAAUGUUUGUAAAAAGACGCAGAGUAAAAUUGGGAGAUCAAGGCGAAGAAGCAGUUUGGAUACUGGUGCAGAGCACUAUCCUUGGCGCACAGCCGAACGGAUCAAAUCAAAUCGAUAUCGUCGUAAGAACCCGUUGAAUGGAAGUGUUAGCGAACCAUUUACAGCGAUGCAAGCUUUACGAAAGAAAAAGACAUCGCGAAACAAUAAUGACGUUCAAAACGGAGACGUGACGAGGUUUUGUAGUAGCCGACGAAUGGAUAAAGUAAUGAAGCAAAGUGGUUUAGCCAUUAAGGACUAUGAUAGCGAUGAUUUUACAACAAAGCGGGGUCGUAAUCCACCAAACGCAAAAUUUGUUAAUACACAAGACGCUCCUGGAUGCAGUGAUAAAGCGAAGCAUAUAUCACGAACGCGAAACGAUAACGUUUUUGAACGAACGCGACACGAUAAUGUUUUUGAACGAACGCGACACGGUAAUCUUUUUGAACGAACGCAACACGAUAACGAGGGAAGUCUACACAACGAUAUGAAAAAAGAUACCUAUUUAAACCUUAUAAACGAACUCCGAAUGGAAGUCGAUUUAUAUCGAGAGAAACUCGAAAAAGAAAAGUUGUUGCGUUUAAUUGCCGAAGAAAAAGUGAAUAAGUUAGAAACAGAGAAGGAAAAACUUCUGCGAGGAAUGAACAAUAGAAAUACAUCAAAGGCAGAAAGAGCAGUUGAUAAAACGAGCAUGCGUAAUGGUAGUAACAACGUACUUGAAGAUGACAAUAUUUUAGACAGCAUCGAAUCUUCAUUUGAACAGUUUCAACAGUUUCUUGAUAUGUUGAAAGAUUUAGGAUUGGGAGAUCUUUAUACUCAAAUGCAACAGAAACAACUCGACCACAAAAAGCAAACACCAUGAUCGAUAAAUAUUUGUGUGUUGUACAUAUAUGUCCGGAUUGAGGUUUUAGUCCGGAUAUAUAUCUAGAUGGACGAGAAAGUUCGUUGUCAAACAAAAGCCGGUCAAAUUAUUUUGAUCCGUAUUUUUGUAUUUACUCGUUGUAGAUAUUUUUCUAUCCAGUGACUUGUGAUAUUGUUAAAUUGGAUACACUUAAUUUAUUUCUUUAAUGUCGAAAUAUUAUUUUAACGCUUAAAUUUUUGAGUCGCUAAAUUA